UUGCCCUCCUCCUCCUCCUCCCCUAGAGACAAUUGCUCGUGGAUCCUCCUGUUUACAAUGGCCCAGAGAACUGGACUCGAAGACCCAGAGAGGUACCUCUUUGUGGACAGGGCGGUCAUCUACAACCCUGCCACCCAGGCCGAUUGGACGGCUAAAAAGCUAGUGUGGAUUCCAUCCGAGCGUCACGGUUUUGAGGCAGCAAGUAUAAAAGAGGAGAGGGGAGAUGAGGUUAUGGUGGAGUUGGCAGAGAACGGAAAGAAGGCGAUGGUCAACAAAGACGAUAUUCAGAAGAUGAACCCGCCCAAGUUUUCCAAGGUGGAGGAUAUGGCAGAAUUGACUUGCUUGAACGAAGCUUCUGUCUUACACAACCUGAAGGACCGCUACUAUUCAGGACUGAUCUAUAGUGAAAUGUCAUCAUUUGGAAGACUUGCAUAAUUCAUUGAGCCAGUGUUUUCCAGACGAUGUGUACAUUGUUACAAAAUCACGCAUGGGCAAAAGCUUCUUUCCACACGCAAGAUAAGCCAGUGGAUUUUGAUGUACAUAACAGUAUGAAAGUUCAUCGGCAGGAUUUCAGAUGCCACAUCGCAUCAGAUCUUUAAGAAAUUCUCACUUGUCGUGUUUUGGUGUAGCAUCAAGGAGGUUAGAUCCACGAUUGCUUGGAAAGGCAGUUAAACCACUUUUCCAACUAAAUAUCUGUGUAAGGCUAAUUUUCUUCAUACGCUUCAACCAAGACAACAUAGCACAACAGAUUGAAUGUGAAAACAGAUAUGAAAAUUGAGCUAUUUUUGUUAAGCCCGAUAAUAAAAAAGAUUUGCAAAAAUAUAAAA
Leptonychotes weddellii (Weddell seal) is the source of this 827-nucleotide messenger RNA. The record is from RefSeq and is a predicted model, not a curated record. NCBI's taxonomy places the organism in Eukaryota, Metazoa, Chordata, Mammalia, Carnivora, Phocidae.